Molecule: messenger RNA, 1494 nt
Organism: Emericellopsis atlantica
Lineage: Eukaryota; Fungi; Ascomycota; Sordariomycetes; Hypocreales; Bionectriaceae
Product: succinate semialdehyde dehydrogenase
Exons: 2
Coding region: 1-1494 (497 amino acids)
Molecular function (GO): succinate-semialdehyde dehydrogenase (NAD+) activity
Source: RefSeq, a predicted model, not a curated record
AUGUCCGCCUUCACCUCUGCUCUCUCAGAGCCAUCGCUCAUAUUUCAGAAGGCCUACAUCGAUGGCCAAUGGGUUGACUCCGAGUCUAACAAGACCUUUGAAAUCUUCAACCCAGCAACGGGCGAGCUCCUGGGCACAUGUCCCGAAUCAACCACCAAGGACCUCCAAUCCGCCAUACACGCAGCCGCCAAGGCGUUUCCUUUAUGGCGAGCACAGUCAGGUCGUACGCGUGGCCGCCACCUACGCAGGCUUUCGGACCUGAUCCUCCAGCACAAGAGUGACAUUGGCAAAAUCACCACCCUGGAGAAUGGCAAAGCCAAGGCAGACGCAGAAGGCGAGGCGGCAAUGUCCAGUGGGACGUUUGAGUGGUUUGCCGAGGAAGCACCCCGGAUCUACGGCGACGUUGUGCCACACAGUAACGCACAGAGCAGGACGCUCAUCCUCAAGCAGCCCAUCGGCGUCUGCGGCCUCAUCACGCCCUGGAACUUCCCCAUGGCCAUGGGCGCGCGCAAGAUUGCAGCGGCCCUGGCGGCCGGCUGCACCGUCGUCGUCAAGUCGGAUGGCCACACGCCCUUUUCGACAAAUGUCCUCGCCGUGCUGGCUGAAAAGGCGGGUAUACCCAAGGGCGUGCUCAACGUGGUGACAUCGCUGAACAACACGCCCGAGCUGGGUCUGGCUAUGUGCGAGUCCCCUAUAGUCAAGAAGAUCAGCUUCACGGGCUCGACGCGCGUUGGCAAGAUCCUCGCCAGGCAGUCGGCCGAUACACUGAAGAAGCUGAGCCUGGAACUCGGCGGAAACGCGCCAUUCAUCGUGUUUGACGACGCCCAUCUCGAAACGGCCGUGACGAGUGCGCUCGCCAGCAAGUUCAAGGUCAGUGGGCAGACCUGCGUGUGUGCCAACCGAAUCUACGUGCAGGAUGGCAUAUACGACCGGUUCAGUGCCCGCCUGGUGGAGGAGGUGAAGAAGUUCCGCGUCGGCCACGGUGCGGACGAGGGCGUCACCCACGGGCCCCUGACGACGAGCGUCGCCAAGGUCGAGGAGCACGUGCAGGACGCCGUGGCGAAGAAAGCCACCAUCCUCCUCGGCGGGAACCGUCUCCCCCAGCUGGGCCCCAAUUUCUUCGAGCUGACCGUUCUGGGCGACGUGGACGACUCGAUGAAGGUGACGACCGAGGAGACGUUUGGCCCACUGGCGGCGCUUACGCGCUUCAAGACGGAGGAGGAGGUGGUCCGGCGCGCGAACAAUGUCGAGGUCGGCCUGGCCUCGUACCUGAUGACCUCGGACCUCUCGCGAUACCACCGCGUCUCGGAGCUGCUGGAGUACGGCAUGGUGGCCGUCAACACUGGUGUCAUUGCCGACUUUGCUGCGCCGUUUGGCGGCAUCAAGCACUCUGGCUGGGGCCGCGAGGGGAGCAAGUACGGCACGGACGACUACAUGGUCUACAAAACGGUGGUGACUGGGGGGAUCGACACCGUCUUCACAGCCCACCUGUGA